Cylindrotheca closterium is the source of this 1899-nucleotide messenger RNA. The record is from the annotation of a GenBank genome assembly. Lineage: Eukaryota; Bacillariophyta; Bacillariophyceae; Bacillariales; Bacillariaceae.
AUGCAAAUACGAGGAGGAAGAAAACGAAAGCUGUCACAAUCAUCCAACAGCAGAAGCAGCAGCAGCAUUAAUAUUGUCCAAACAAAUGUCAUACGAGGAGGAAAAGUCUUGUUGGGAUUUGGUGUUUGUCUGUUGAUCUGGUCCUCUUUUAUGGAUGAUGAGCAAAAUAAUUAUUAUGCCAUCGACUAUCACUAUCCAAGUCUCUCCUCCACGACGACUUUUUCUCACUCACCACCAGAACCGCCAAAUAAUACACCACGAAAAGAAUGGAGAACCAAAUUGAUAUUUGAUUUUGCUCUGGGACCUGCUGUGGAAAAGGCAAAGUACUUUGGAUUUGCCAAUCGGGAAUCCCAUCAGGGUCACAAUCGAUCCGAUUGGGAUCUGUUGGCAGUACCAACAUGUGACGCCAAUGGAGAAGAUGCCGUCUUGUCCGAAUUGGAAAUUUACCAGCGCAAGCUGCCCACCGCCAUUUUGUUGGGGGUCCAAAAGGGAGGAACCACGGCCCUGUCCAAAUAUUUAUUCCAGCAUGAUGACAUUGAACGAUCCGAAAAGGAACUCUAUGUAUUGGACGAAGCCAUGGAUUAUCACUUGUUUCAGGAAGCACGUGCCGGCAAUGUUGCCGCAAUAAAACUGCCACGGAAACGAGGUCGAGAUCUAUACAGUCAAAUGACAAUGGGGAUCACGCAAAAGAUAAAGAGACGAUCCACUAGAGAACAACAGCUCGGUCUUGUUCGUGGUGACAGUGAGAAAAGAGCAGUAGACGUUAUUCCUACAGAGGAAGAGACACGGAAACGACGACUAGAAAUGAGAAAACGAUUCGUCAGCAAGCAUGGACGGGUCAACAAGGGCCAACGGCAUAUCCAGCGGAAUCCGGGCGGUCCUCCUCGACGACAGCUGUUGGAAGAAGGAGGAGAAGAAGAAGAAGAAAAUACUGAUAGACCAGAACGUAGUCCCCGUGGUGUUGAUGAUGAUGGUUCGGAGAAUAAUGCAGGUAGUCGUAAAGAGGCACAGCAACAACAACAGCAACAGUCAAAUACUCCUCCUCGCAAGGCAUCCAUCGAGGCGGUGAUACCAAGCUGGGAUCCAGAUGAAAAGAUGAAGCGUUACUUUGCAAGACGAAAGAUGGCCUAUCAACAGAACCCACACAAAAAGAUGGUGCUGGACAUGACUCCCAAUUACAUGAUGCACAGUGAUCGAGUUCCAGCCCGCAUUGAAUGUCUAGUGCCAUGGGUCAAACUCUUUUGCAUUCUACGAGAUCCCAUUGAUCGGGCCAUUUCCCAAUACGACAUGAAAAUGAGAGUCGUCAAGAAUGCCAAACACAACAAGCAGGACGGUACUAGUACCGUUCUACUCAAUGGUUGGGGAAAUCCAGUGCCGUCCUUGGAUCAGUUUGUACUGAACGACUUGGAGGCUCUCUACGAAGUGGGUGUCUUGCAAGACUGGAACAAGGUGGACUUUGAAUCCUUUUGGGAUUCCGAAGAAUGUCAGCAAGCUUGGCUAAAAUACAUUCAUCUUGGGCUGAAUGCGCCCAUUGGAAUGGGGCUCUAUGCCAUCCAAUUGAAACCAUUUUUGGACGUGUUAGAAAAGAUUCAUCAGUCUCCUGAAAUAGCCAAGGACCACUUUUUGGCCUUGGACAAUCAAGACUUGAGAAAGGAUCCGGAUGGGACUUAUAACCGGGUAUUGAAAUUCAUGAAUCUACAACCCAAAACGCUGGAACAGUACAAAACGACCAUCAAUCAAGCGACGGGGCCCGAUGGCAAGCGUGACGACAUGUAUCGACUAUCCAAGGCUACCGAAGAUCGCAUCAGGAUCGCCAUCAAGCCGUACAACCAAAAGCUAGGGGAAUUAUUGGGAGAAGAAUGGGCGACCAAAUGGCAAUCUAAUAGUGCCUCGCCAUAG